ACAAACGUCCCAAUCAUUAGCUUCCAAAAUUCGAAAACUCGUCACGUCAAAGAUCUUCUUUUGAUUUGCACUGAUUUGAGUGAUUUCCCGCUCUCUCUUUCUCUCUCUCUCUGGGUUUAGGGUCUCGAAUCGAAGAUGAAGCCAAAUCGCAAGUUCAAGAAACCAGACAGUUCUUCCAAGCUGGUAUUGGAACAAGUAGUUGGGUUGACAGUGAAGAAUGCAAAUGGAUUGGCAUCAAGCGCUUCCAGUUCAACCUGUGCUUAUGUGGCGGGAUGUGUUGUGGUGCUUUACAAUGUUGAAUCGGGUAAGCAGUCACUCCUCAAGGCGUCCAAUAGGAGACCAAAGCCCUUGAGCUGUGUUGCCAUGUCAGAGGAUGGGAAUUUCGUUGCGGCUGGAGAGUCAGGGCAUCAGCCUGCAGUGAUAGUGUGGAACUCCAUGAACUUUGCUUUUCUAUCUGAACUGAAAAGCCAUCAACAUGGCGUGGAGUGCACUGCUUUCUCACCUGAUGGGAAACAUCUUGUUUCUGUCGGAUUUCCUCAUGAUGGAUACAUUUGCCUCUGGAAUUGGCGAAAUGAGGUGUUAGUUACAAAACUUAAAGCAUGCCCAUCUUGUUCUUCUGUUGAAUCAGUCAGCUUCACAUCAGAUGCAAGAUUCAUUGUCACUGCUGGCAAGAAACACCUGAAGUUCUGGACGGUUGGAUCAUCUGCAAGACCUCGAGCAAAUACUGGGGCUAAAUCUUUGGCAAUGCAGGGGAAGCCCAUUAAUCUUGGUCACCCCAAAGGAUGUUCAAUCAUAGAUGUUACAUCUCCCAUCUUGACUAACAACAUCAUCGUCAAUCAUGGACAGGCUGUUGAAAAUUUUCCUAUUUAUGCAUUGACCAAUGCAGGUGUUCUAUGCCUUCUAAAUUCUAGGUUAUCAGCAAGAACCUCAGUGGACCUGAAGGUUAAGAAAGCUUUUGCACUAUCUGUAUCCAACAAGUUGAUUGCUUGUGCAUGCAACAACGGACUUGUAAAACUGUUUACCACUGAGUCCCUUGAAUAUUGUGGAAGCUUACAAUACACUGAAGCAGAAAGACACAAGAAGUCAGAUGAUAUGGACUGCCAUGGAAAAGUCAGCAAAAAAGAAUCUUCAGUUGCCUCUCUUCCUCAUGCAAUUGCUUGUCAAUUUUCAACUUCAGAAAAACUUGUGGUUGUCUAUGGGGAUCACAGUCUUUAUCUAUGGGACGUCCAUGAUGUAGGCAAGGCUACCAGUUGUUGUUUGCUUGUUUCACAUGGUGCAUGCAUAUGGGACAUCAAGAAUCUCCCGUGUCAAAACAUGCAUGAUCCAUAUCUAGCAUGUAUUGCCAGAGGUUGUUCUGGUGGUGCUUCUUUUGCAACAUGCUCAGCAGAUGGAACAAUAAGGUUAUGGGAUCUUGCAAUAGACCCAGUUUCAUCCUUGGAUGACCUGACUCUUGCUAAAAACCAGAACAAUUUAAAGACGGAGCUGGUGAAAACUUCAUGUGUAGUAAAUGCUGGGAUUUUAUCUCAAGAAGUUGUGCUAGGAACUAGCACUCCGGGGCUUCGGUCCAUGGCAGUCAGUUCGGAUGGGAAGCACCUGGCUGCUGGUGAUUGCCAGGGAAACCUCCAUAUCUACAACCUAUACACAUCUGAUUAUAUAUGUUUUCGGGAUACUCAUGAUGCAGAAAUUCUGUCCUUAAGCUUUAGCCUGUCAGACAAGAAGGAUGUUUUUUCUGAAAAAAAAUUAAGAAGCAAUCACUUUCUUGCUUCGGGGGGUCGGGAUCAAAUGAUACAUCUUUAUGAUGUUGAAAGCAAUUUCGAUGUCAUUGGAAGUGUUGAUGAUCAUUCAGCCGCUGUCACUUCUGUAAAACUCACCAGUGAUGGCUGUAAGAUUUUAAGUUGUAGUACUGAUAGGUCUCUGAUGAUUCAUGAUGUUGCUGUAACAAAUACUGGUUGUAAGAUUAGUCGUCAUAAUAAUCAAAUGUCAUGUUUUGGGACUGUAUAUGACAUGGCUGUAGAUCCUACUGUUGAAGUUGCUGUUACAGUCGGGCAGGGUAAGAAGAUAAAUACAUUCAGCAUUGCUACUGGGAAACUUAUUAGAUCAUUUAAGAAAGAUGGAGAUUUCAGAGACCUGCUAAAGGUAAUUGUGGACCCAACCUGCAGUUUUCUGGUUUGCACUUACUCUGACAGGUCCAUCUGCAUGCAUGACUUUUUUACUGGGGAUAUUGUUGCACGUGGGGUGGGGCAUGGAGAAGUUAUCACUGGCAUUAUUUUUUUGCCUGAUUGCAAGCACAUUGUUUCUGUUGCUGGUGAUUGUUGUAUUUUCAUUUGGAAAGUGCCUGCUUCAUUGUCUUCAAAGAUAUGGCAGAAAAUUAAGGGCAAUUCCAGGCAGCUGUUCCCAACCGCUUUAAACCAAACCAAAUUUCAUGGAUGCAAAAGUGAUCAUGAAGAUGUGACACUGCCAGAGAGCUCCACUCCAAUCAGUGAAAAACUUUUUUGUCAAGGAGGCAAUCUUCAAGAGACAUCAACAUUUAAGUUCAGCAUUUCCAGACUCCCCAAGUGGGCACAAGCCAGAGUAACUAGCCCCCAGAUCAUGCCUAAAGCUUUAAAAGGCACUUUGUCCCAGCAAGAAAUUGGAUGGGCAGUCUUCUCUACCUCGGUUGGUAGUCAUGCAAACCCUGAUAUUCAAACCCCAAAUAAACAUGAUUUGACAUGCAGCAAACCGUUUCUUGGUAGCAUGUCAAUAUAUUCAUCAGAUAUUGCUACUGGCGACAGAUCUGAAAUGUCUCAAGAAGCCCAUAGGAGGAGCUUCGCAUUGGACAGGCGUUGGCUCAAAAUUCAUACUGUGUGUUUGGAUUUACUAAAUUCCCCAGGGGUUUGUGAUAUGGACAUGAAGGUGCUGGUGUCUGGUCCAAGUUGUUGUCUAUCAAAAGACCCAGCUUUGGAGAUGACUGGUGAUUCUGCAGUACCUGAUCUCUCAUCUAGGGACAGCACUAUGCUGAAUCCUUCAAGCUCUUCAUGCCAUAACAAUUAUCAAUUCGAGAUAAAGGCAUGCCAGGGUUUAGCUGUUCCAGAACUGUGUCAGUUCGAAACAUCUGAAAGGAGGGUACAAGUAAUGAUGGAUGCCAAUGCUCCCUAUUUUAAUUCUGAAGACAAGGAUAUGUUGAAACAAAACUUGUGUGAUAUUUCAGCAAGGUUGAAGACAGCAGAAAGGAAAUCAUCAGGAAGGAAAAGCUACCCCGGACAAUUUUUCCUGCAGCAGGACCUUGUUAGUGGCCAAAUUGAUACACCAAACCAGGACUCUGGUGUAGGUAUUGAACAGGGGAAACAAACUGCGUACCUUGUGAUGUCAGAGGACCAAACAGUGCUGGUGCCAGAAGAAUCACAAGGGUCAGAGACUUGUGAGCAGGACUUGAACUUGAUGCCAGAGUUGCUGAGCUCAGGAAACAUUAUUUCAAGAAACAAUUCGGCUCCUUGCUCUGCCAUCAAUAAUUCAGGAAACCUGGAAUCAGUAAACAUCAGAUAUCAGCAUAAAUCAAAGAUUGAGGGGUGUGAGAAGCAGAACAUGAUCAUCGCCUGCAAAAAAUCUCUACUCAGUUUGCAGACUGCAUCCGAGGAUGCAUUCCAUUUAUUUUCAAAGUUAGGAACUCUGGCCAAUAGAGAGGAGGUUUCAAGAGGAUGUGAGGCUCAGUUAUACCGUGAGGCAACUGAGAUGCUUCCAUCAAUAACAAAGAAAGUUCAUGAAGUUGCUAAACUGGUAGGACGCCACAGACAGCCAAUCUCCAUGCGGCAAGAUUUGAGCCUGUUAGGAACAUUUUCUGAGUCUUUCACAAAGGAUUGUUGAAAUACUGAAGGAAAAUUGCAGAAUUGUCCCACUUGAUUAGGAUGUCACUGUUCUUAGUAAAAGUGUACGGUAUCUGGAAAUAACAGUGCUUACUUGAUUGGACAGUAAAUGUAUUUCUUAUUAUAGAUCAAAUAACAAAUCCAUUUCU
This is a messenger RNA of Diospyros lotus (date-plum), 3988 nucleotides long. RefSeq lists its product as uncharacterized. Lineage: Eukaryota; Viridiplantae; Streptophyta; Magnoliopsida; Ericales; Ebenaceae. Gene Ontology annotation, cellular component: mitotic spindle. The transcript has 20 exons. The record is from RefSeq and is a predicted model, not a curated record. Gene Ontology annotation, molecular function: protein binding. Gene Ontology annotation, biological process: mitotic spindle organization; regulation of mitotic cell cycle. Bases 136 to 3840 code for a protein of 1234 amino acids.